UGAGCGUUGGGUUGGUUGAUGCUAAGGGACCGCCAGCGGCGGCCUUCCGGGGUGUCUAGAGCAAGCCGAAGUAACUGAAUAGGCUGAGGAAACUGAGAAGCCUGCAACUGAGGUGCAGUAACAUUAGAGGGGAAUCAGAUUCUUCAUCUCUGACACACCUGAGGUGAAGAGGGCGAACAUGUCAGGAAUCAAGAGGACGCUAGAAGAGAUGGACCCAGACUAUGAGGAGAUCUCAGUUGUGCAUUCAAAUAAACAUCACAAAGCAGCUGAACAAUCGGCUCGAGAUGCUGCAGUACUGAAGAUCGAGGCAAUUAUCAAAGAGCAAUUUUCAGUAGAAAUGAAGAAUAAAGAACAUGAGAUUGAAGUUAUAGAUCAGCGCCUGAUUGAGGCAAGAAGAAUGAUGGAUAAACUGCGUGCCUGCAUUGUUGCAAACUACUACGCUUCUGCUGGUCUCCUUAAAGUUGGAGAGGGAACCAAAGCCUGUGAUCCUAUGGUUUUUAACCAUCCAUCCAUCAAGAAGUUUUUGGAAUCUCCAUCCAGAUCAUCAUCUCCUGUUAAUCAAGGGUCGGAAACCCUGUCAGUUAACCAUUCGGAGAGUGAAUCAUCUCAACACGCGGACUACAUGACGGGAAAGGACAAUGGCAAUCUGGAAACGGAAGAGAGAUUGUCAAACAAGCACGACCAGAGACUGAGCAAGAAUUCUGGACAGGGCACUUCUGGUGUUGCAAGAGAUCGCAAAGUGGGGCUGAGAAAUGCUGGUCUCUCAAAUGAAGAGUAUUCACGGCUGUUUGUGAAGAAAACCAUAGUGGUUGGCAACGUCUCCAAAUACAUUCCUCCUGUUAAGAGAGAAGAGAACGACAAGUCCACUCAUAAAUGGAUGGUGUAUGUCCGAGGAUCCCGCCGAGAGCCCAGGAUCGACCACUUUGUUAAGAAAGUCUGGUUCUUCCUUCAUCCCAGCUACAAACCAAACGAUCUUGUAGAAGUCAGAGAGCCUCCUUUCCACCUGACCAGACGGGGCUGGGGAGAGUUUCCUGUGAGGAUUCAGAUUCACUUUAAGGAUAGCCGGAACAAAAGGAUUGAUAUCAUACACAAUCUGAAGUUGGAUAGAACGUACACCGGUCUACAGACACUAGGUGCUGAAACGGUGGUGGAUGUUGAGUUGCAUCGGCAUUCUCUUAAAGAAGAAUAUCUAUUUUCCCAGUCUUCAGAUUCUGAUUUUUCUGAUGCCCCCAACUCAGUGCCUUUAAAUAUGCCAGCGCCUGUGAAAGCAUCUUCACCAAUAAAGCAAAUGCAUGAAUCCGUUACAGAUGCUUCUGCUGAAAAAGGGUUCAGCACUGAAGCUGAAAGGCAUACAACCUUUUAUUCCCUGCCAUCGUCCUUAGAAAGGACUCCCACUAAGCUUGUGACCCAGAAAGUUACUUUUGGCUCCCACAGCAACUCGGCUUUUCAGCCAAUUGCAGCUAGUUGCAAAAUAGUCCCUCAAGGUCAAAUCCCAAGCCCUGCUGAAUCUCCAGGCAAGUCUUUCCAGCCCAUCACCAUGAGCUGCAAAAUAGUAUCAGGAUCUCCAAUAUCAACCCCAAGUCCUUCUCCACUACCUCGUACCCCAACCUCUACUCCAGUGCAUAUGAAGCAAGGAACUGCCGCCCCUAUAGUCAGUAACCCUUACGUUAUUGUGGACAAGCCUGGCCAGCCAGUUGGAGCAGUGGCCACAAAUGCAGGUAGCCCUGCAAGUAAGGUUGCAAGCGUUUCUCAAGCCUCUCAUGGAACGGGCUCUCCAGUCUCUAAGAUCCAUGGAAGCAGUUUUGUAACCUCUACUGUCAAGCAGGAGGACUCGCUCUUCGCAACCAUGCCACCUCUUUGUCCAAUUGGGAGUCACUCCAAGGUACAAAGCCCUAAAUCUGUGACAGGAGGACCCGGAACAUUUACAAAGGUUAUAAUAAAGCAAGAGCCUGGAGAACUGCCCCAGCAAUCUCCAGUGCAAGCAACUGGGACAGCCUCUCAGACAUCUGUACAGCAGUAUGUCACUGUGAAAGGGAGUCACGUGAUUGCUUUGUCACCUCAAAAGCAAGUUGUGAGCACCGGAGAGGGAUCCACAUCAUCUAAGAUCGUUAGUGUUCCAGUUGGGUCUGCUUUACCGGCUUCAGUCAAGCAGGCUGUGGCCAUUAGUGGCGGACAGAUACUAGUGGCAAAAUCCAGCCCUUCAGUAGCAAAGGCAGUUGGUGGGAAACAAGUCGUAACCCAAGGAGUAGCAAAAGCUAUUGUGAGUGGUGGUGGAGGAACCAUUGUUGCUCAGCCCGUGCAGACUUUAACAAAGGCUCAGGUUCCAUCGACGGGAGUUCCCAAGAGUGGAUCCCAAGGUUCAGUAAUGGCAACACUGCAAUUGCCAGCCACUAACUUGGCCAACCUGGCGAACCUACCCCCUGGCACGAAACUGUACCUCACCACCAACAGCAAGAACCCUUCUGGGAAAGGAAAACUGCUGCUUAUUCCUCAAGGAGCCAUUCUGCGAGCCACGAAUAAUGCCAAUCAACAAUCAGGCACUUCAACAAGUGGAAGUGGAGGAACCCAAAGCACCAGCACUGGCUUAUCUCAGCAUCUCACCUACACAUCUUACAUCCUCAAACAAACACCGCAGGGCACGUUUUUAGUUGGCCAACCAUCUCACCAGAGUUCUGCAAAACAAGCAUCAGGAACAGUUGUCCAAGGUAAUGCGAGUGCUGGAACAUCAUCCUCCCAAGGACAUCAGGCACUGAAAGUAAUAACUGGACACAAAACUGCUGCUUUAUUUGCACAGGCAGCUUCCAGUGGCCAAGCUUCACUGAUGAAAAUAUCAGACAAUACACUGAAAUCGUUACCAGCAUCAUCACAACUCUCAAAACCGGGCACCACUGUGCUAAGAGUAGCCGGCGGGGUGAUCACCGCAGCAACGACUUCUGCCGUGACGCUUCCAUCAAAUGGCGUUGCACAGCAAGCAGACAGUGUAAGCUCUAGCUCAUCUCCAGCUGCAGGCCCUGUAGUGAAAGCAUCUGGACAGCAGCAGCAACUUCCUGUCAAUGCUGGGCAAACCGCAUCAGCUGUGCCUAAUAAAACAAGUGCAUCAGCCGUAGUAAGCAUAGCUUCCUGGGUGACUGCCCCAGCUCCAGUAUCUGGAAAAACUGCAGUAUCAGGGUUGUUAAAGAUUCACUCCAGUCAGAGCAGCCCACAACAGGCUGUGUUGACGGUUCCCAGCCAACUCAAGCAACUUGGUGUGAGCACUGCCUCCGGCGGAGUCCAGACAAUUUUGAUGCCUGUGAACAAAGUGAUACAGUCGCUUUCUUCCAGCAAAGUGUCUGCUGUUACACCUGUGUCUUCAGCUAAUCCAGUUGUUCCAAGCACUUCUGCAGUUUCUGUCACAAAAGUUAAGCUAGAGCCUGAUUCAGCAGGACAGAGUUGCGGUUCUCUGGUCUCCCAAGAUGGUCAGAUGACAGUAAAAGCAGAGGAGAGCUCCGAACUUGGAAAUUACAUCAUUGGGACAGAAUAUUUAGACAACCUCCAACAACUUUUGACAGCGAUAGUGAAGAAGGUUCCAUUAAUUGCUGAGAGAACUGAAAAUGCCAAUUCUUUCUGUGCCGGUUCUGUGGAACAGUAUUAUAGCUGGAAUAUUGGAAAACGGAGGGCCGCUGAGUGGCAACGAGCACUGACAGUAAGGAAAAUCCUCCAAGAAAUGAUAGAGAAACACCCUAAAUUUCACAGCAUUGUUCCUCUGAAAACAAAGCAGGUUGUACAUUGGUGUCGCUACCGAGGGUAUACACCACCUGACCCAGAAGCUCUUCGGAAUGAAGAUUCCAUAGAAGAUGUGUUAACACAAAUAGACAGUGAGCCAGAAUGCUCAUCUUCUUACACUACCGGGGAAGAGAUAUGUCAAAAGCUUGAAGAGCUAGAGCAGUUCCUCAAGCAAGAACCAGACAAUGAUGAGGAAGUAGACAUUCUCAACAUUAUUGAGCCUCUGAAAAUAAACAUUAAAACGGAGCAAGAGGAGAAACAAGCAGAGGCAAAAUUCUACAUGACACCCCAGCCUGCAUCAGAGUUCGUGCGUGACACUGUACAACAGAUAGGAAUUUCCCUUCAGCCCGUAGAGCUGCACAAGAACAUCUAUGCAUCGGUUAUAGAAGAUAUGAUUUUAAAGGCUACAGAACAACUGGCCAGUGACAUACUAAGAGAAGCAUUGGCUGUGGGCUGUCAAACAGCUCCUCGCCACAGGACUCCAAGAGAGAUCACAGUGAUGAAUAUUCACCAAGCCAUCUGUAACAUUCCCUUCCUGGACUUCCUCACAAACAAGCAUAUGGGAAUAUUGAAUGAUGAACAGUGAUCCAGACUGAAAUGCGUCGAAAGCCAGAUUAAAAGCCCUGGUGCAACCAGAUCUUAAUGUGUCUAGAUACAUAUUUUUUAGUGUUGGGGCUCAGUUACCUGGAAUACUACAAAUUCAAGUUUCAAAUACAAGAGGAAAAAGUUUAAAAGAUUUUGUUUCAAGAAUAUAUUAACCUUUUCCAGAAAACAUGUAAACUUUUCUUUAAAAAAAAAAAAAAACAGUUCCAAAUUUCAGAUGCCUGAUUUCAUUGAAAGUUUCUCCUAAGUUAGCUUGCUAUGAUAGUUAUAAUAGCAUUUUAGAUCAUGGCCUAGAUUACUGGGGUAAUGUGUUUGCAUGGAAAUCACUCAUUGCAGACACCUAUUAAUGUAAUCCAGUAAAUACAAGCUUCCCUAACUCUAGAGACUAGCUGCCGCUGGCAUUGAAAUGAAAUGCAGAGUUAUAGCCUGGCUUGGAUUACCAGAAUGAGCCUAGCCUAUGCCUGAUCUUAUGCACUCCCCUCUCCUCCUCUAACAGGACCUGGAACUCAGAAGCUUUUGCUUCAUAAGAAGGUCCUUGCUGGAUCAGACCAAAGGCCCGUCUAGUCCAGCAUUCUGUUCUUACAGUGGCCAACCAGAUGCCUAUAGGAAGCCCUGAAGUAGGACAUGAGUGCAGUAACACACUCCCACUUACAUUUCCAGCGACUAGCAUUAGAGGCAUUUUGCCUGAUACUGGAGGUAAUAUAUUUUCUGUAAUAUAUUCUGGUUUUUAUUAAGCAUGUUGUAGGAUCCCAAACAAACAGUAGUUUGUCUUAACUAUUAUUAGUGGAAUCAAAUCAACUUCAACCUGUAUUUUUAAAAUGUGGUUUAUUUUCAUUAACCAUGUUUAAGAUAAGCCACAGUUUAAUAUUUGGGUGAUAUGCUAAACUGCAGUCAAUCCAAAAACAGAAACAGAAUCUCCUUGUGACUGCGCCAGACAGAGGGGAGUGCGCAAGCCUGGCACGAGGCUAGGUUCAUUUUUGUAACGCUACAUCCAAAAGCAACCAAUGAGCAGCUUAGACAGGUACACAUAAAGGUAGCAAAUAUUUAUCCUGUUAUGGUAUAAAAUGGCAAACCAGACAUCACAAACGCUCAAAAGUCUGCAUGGAGUAGGUUGGAAGUUUAUUCAAGACAUUUAUAAUCUGAAAUCUGCUGUUCAAAGGAAGUAGUUUCAUACAUUCAUGUCACUUGCCUAGUUUGGUUUUUAUCCCGCAAGAAAUAAUGUCCUGUCUCUCACCCCUAUCCCGUUGAGAUGCCAUUGGCUAAGAUGCUUUACUUGGCCAGCAAAACAAACCUUUAACAGCAUAGAGAGUAGAGCUUUCCUGUAUUUUUGUUCAGUCUGUUCAUAACUUUAUUUUGUUUGCUGAUUUUAGUAUCUUGAAUUGUGAAGAGCCAUUCUAGAUCUCCAUUUCAAUCCCUGACAAUAAGAAUGAUUUAGCCCACAUUAAGAUGGGCCAUUUGAACAUAGUAUUUUUGCUAGAAGAAAGAGUUUCCUUCCAAAUUUGACAGUUUUUAUGUCCGUGACUCCUAGCCUGUUUUGGGGAUUAGGCACUCUUAACUAGGGUGACCAUAUGGAAAGGGGGACAGGGCUCCUGUAUCUUUAACAGUUGCAUAGAAAAGGGAAUUUUAGCGUAAUUUGUAUCCAUGCAGCACCUGGUAAAAUUCCCUCUUCAUCACAAUAGUUUAAGCUGCAGGAGCCCUGCCCUCUUUUGUCUCUGGUCACUCUAGUAUAGCUCCUGCAGCUUUAACAGUUGUAAUGAAGAAGGAAUUUCACCAGGUGCUGCAUGCAGAUGACGCUAAAAUUCCCUUUUUGACGCAACAGUUAAAGAUACAGGAGCCUUGUCCUCCUUUUCAUAUGAUCAUCCUACUCUUGACACUCCAAGGGCUAAAAAAAAAAAUAUCAGUCCAUUUGCACUUCUCGACACUGUCCACGUGUGGCUCCUUCCUCUUGUAAUCGCCACUGCUCCCUUUGUGCUUGCUUUACUGAAAAGUAGGGGAGGAGGGUUGAAUUGGCUGGCUUGUUAUUUUGGGUAUCUGCCACAUUGGGGUGGGGAGGUUUCGUUUGAGAAGGAUUAGCCUUCCCUCCUUGAGUGCUACAGUCCCAAUCUGCAUUAUCCCCUCCCCUUUCUUUUGAGUAAAACGAAAACAGAAAGGGUGCUGUCACUACCUAUUUAACAUUUAAAUAGGCAUUCAACUGGCCCUUCUAGUUAGUGGUAACGUUUUUGCUAUCAGCCCUUCUAUCUGUCAACUUUACUUGAAGGAGAGAAAUCUAAACAUAUAACAAGAUCAUUGAAACCAAGAUUAAUCAAUCUAACAAAGAUAGACUUCUAUCUUGAUGUGGUGAAGGAGCUAUUUCUGAAUGCAAUAGAAGAAAAUCUGUCCAUUCAAAACUUAGCAUGCUUCAGUUUUGACUUGAUUUUGCCAGUUCUUUCUUUCAUUGGGAAAUGAGAUUGUUGUUACUCUAGACUGGUUUCUUUAACAAGUUUUUUCAGUGAAACUGAAGUAAUACUGUUUCCAGAUGCCCAAAUUGCUUUUGCUGAACCAGAGUAACCUCCUUGAAAUUAGUAGAAGGCUACCAUUUGUCCAAAUUGGCCCUUGGCUUAAACUCUGUGCAUUGUAUUAUAAUGUAUAAUUGUGUAAUAUACAUUUACAAUAAAUUUUCUUUAUUAAACA
Elgaria multicarinata webbii is the source of this 7035-nucleotide messenger RNA. It is a transcript of the gene YEATS2, whose product is annotated as YEATS domain containing 2. Gene Ontology annotation, biological process: regulation of transcription by RNA polymerase II; chromatin remodeling. Gene Ontology annotation, cellular component: NuA4 histone acetyltransferase complex; ATAC complex. The record is from RefSeq and is a predicted model, not a curated record. Gene Ontology annotation, molecular function: histone binding. The transcript is spliced from 32 exons. Bases 179 to 4348 code for a protein of 1389 amino acids. NCBI's taxonomy places the organism in Eukaryota, Metazoa, Chordata, Lepidosauria, Squamata, Anguidae.